This is a messenger RNA of Pyricularia grisea, 1335 nucleotides long. RefSeq lists its product as uncharacterized. The transcript has 2 exons. NCBI's taxonomy places the organism in Eukaryota, Fungi, Ascomycota, Sordariomycetes, Magnaporthales, Pyriculariaceae. The record is from RefSeq and is a predicted model, not a curated record. Bases 1 to 1335 code for a protein of 444 amino acids.
AUGCGUUUUUUUAACCUAGUCACGGCCCUGGCGCUCGCAGCCUCGGGUGCCCAGGCCCUGGCAGUCGCCCGCGAUAACAUCGACAACCAGGCGGUUGAGGUUAACUCUCGCCGCGAUGUAAAGCAGAAGCGAGCGGAAGCAUCGCCUGACCGUUUCCGCAAUGAAAGGACCAGCCCGCUUGCCAGUCCCGGUCGGGGAAGCGAUUCAAUCACUAGCCCGUCUGGCAGUUUCGGUCGGGGAAGCGAUUCAAUUACUAGCUCGUCUGGCAGCCCCGGCCAGGGAAGCGACGGAAAAACUGGUCGCAGAGGGAAGGCCCGCCAAAAGAUUAAUGAACAGUUGGAACAAGCGCGCGCCAAAUGGCCCCAGAUAGCGGAGAAAUGCAAAUGCGCUGCCGAUAGCGCGCGCCAGAAGUUGCAGAAUUGCAAGUGUGCCGCACAGAAACAGUGGGACCAGAGAUUUGGAAAGAAGGAUACCGCCGCCACUGGCCCUGCCGACCAGCCCAACCUCGAGUCCGUGGGCGACGCAGGUGCAGCCCCAGCUCCGAAACAAAAGUUCUCUGACCAGUGCAGAACCUUUUACAACAAGGCUGGUAAACAGGUGCAAGAUGGGCUUUGUAAAAUCAAGGACAAGGCACAGGAGAGAUUCUCUGGGGGGCGAAAGACGACUGCGCAGGAUCUUGAAAACCAAGAGGCUCUCCAUCAAAAUAGACCCCGCGAGACAACGGCUGAAACUGAUUACUUCCUCGGCAAGGAGAAUGGCGGAAUCCAUAACCACCGCCCCCAUGGCACCAGGCCCAGUCUUCCUCGUUCAAGCUCUAGGCCUCGCCAAAAGAGCCGGAGGUCACCGCAGGUCGAAGCCUCGGUGAAGAUCACAAAGAGGGCUGACAGCGUUGGCAACGGCCAGGGUUCUUCUAACGUGGGGGCCUCCGAGGCCGAUGCGAAACCAUUAAGAAGGAUUCCGAACGCUAACAACUUGGCUGAUUACUUUGCCGAGGCAUGCAAGAUCACAACUAAAGAUGGCGCAUGUGCUGUGAGGGGUAAGGACAAGAACCAGGGGCGCCAGCAGCGUCCGCAGGAGAACCCCGGCUCACCAAGGCAACAAUCCAAGAGGCUCAAAGUGGAUGACUCUGCCAUUCUCAAGGUACGUGCCGACCCGUCUGAUGGAUCACCACGUUUCGUCGCCAAUCCUCCCCAGUUCCCGGAUCCUGCAGAUCGUCCCGGAUACAAGAAUCCGUGGGACGCUCAUGUAGCAAUGUUUAGAGAAAUGAAAACUGUUGCUAAGAAUUUGGUAGGGUACGGGGCAGUAAAGAGUCCGCAUAAGGCUCAGCCAAAGUAG